Phytophthora sojae is the source of this 2288-nucleotide messenger RNA. RefSeq names its product elicitin (gene SOJ2A). Gene Ontology annotation, cellular component: extracellular region. The record is from RefSeq and is a predicted model, not a curated record. Lineage: Eukaryota; Oomycota; Peronosporomycetes; Peronosporales; Peronosporaceae. The transcript has a single exon. The coding region runs from base 52 to 636 and encodes 194 amino acids.
ACAACUUGCUCUGUUCCAGACACACAGCUUUCUUCAGCCAACGCAGGUACCAUGAACACGAAGACCUUCCUCGCCGUUGCCGCCGCCGCCUUCGUGGGCUCCGCCGUCGCCGAGACGUGCUCGUCGACCGACCAGACCAGCGCGUACUCGUCGCUGGCGAGCGUGCUGACGCUGAGCUCGUUCCAGGGCUGCGCGGACGAGUCUGGCUUCAGCCUGCUGUACUCGACGUCGCUGCCGGACGACGCGCAGUACGAGAAGAUGUGCGCGUCGGACAACUGCAAGUCGCUGAUCGAGUCGGUGGCUGCCUUGAACCCGCCUGACUGCGACCUGACGGUGCCGACGAGCGGGCUGGUGCUCAACGUGGUGGACCUGACGAGCGGCUUCUCGACCAAGUGCUCGUCGCUGUCCUCUACGUCGACGUCGACGACCUCGACUGCCUCGAGCGCCGCUACGGCCACGACGACGGAGGCUCCGGCCGCCACGACGGCUGCCCCCGCCACGGAGAGCGCCACGACGGAGAGCGCCACGGUGUCCGCUGCGACGGAGGCCCCCGCCGCCACCCCGGCCGCUACCACGCCCACGACGGAGGCGUCGAACUCGACGACGUCAGUGACCCAGACUGCCACGGCCUGCUAAGUUGUAGGUUUGCGCGGCUGGGCUGUCCACGUAUAUAUCAUUCUGGGAGUCGAGUCUCGAUUGCCCUGUAAUAAACCUUUUCGAUAUCAUAGGUUGGGUUGCUGCUUUGUUUCUUCUUGUUGUUUCAUUGUGUGUGUUGAUCAUGGCUUGGGUGGUGUAAUCCGAGUCUGUAGCGGUCGUGAGUGCUUGGUGUAGUCCAUGGGAGAAUCUCGACUGCGGUUGUUUGUAGGUCGAAUGAUUGUGGCUGCCUCUGUUGGUAGUUGUUGUACCUUUAGUUUUCAAAGCGGAGACGGUAGGAGUUCCAACCUCGGGUACUUCAAUCUGCUAAGUCGGAAACAAUUGCAUGGCGGUCGUGCUAAUGUAACGGUCGAUGGCAUCAGAUACGGGGGCGAAUGCAUCCGAUUAGCCUUCGGUUCAACAGGUUUAAUCGUUGUCUAGGUUUUGUGUUUGAAUUGAGGUACAUUGUUGCCACUUAGUUCUUGCUAACGACUACAACGACCGGUCCCACAGAUGCUAAGUUAGGAUCUGCGGCAUUGCUAACCUGUCAUCUGCAGGUUGAGGCUUCUUCGUUGCGUAUCGCCUCGGUCGCAUCGUCCGCAAUCGGUAUCCGCAUCAGGCUCUUCAGCCCCUCCAGUAAAAUAUGCUGCGUUCGAGUUUGGUAAGGCAUCUGCGAGCGGCACAACCGCCAUGCAAUUGUUUCCGACUUAGCAGAUUGAAGUACCCGAGGUUGGAACUCCUACCGUCUCCGCUUUGAAAACUAAAGGUACAACAACUACCAACAGAGGCAGCCACAAUCAUUCGACCUACAAACAACCGCAGUCGAGAUUCUCCCAUGGACUACACCAAGCACUCACGACCGCUACAGACUCGGAUUACACCACCCAAGCCAUGAUCAACACACACAAUGAAACAACAAGAAGAAACAAAGCAGCAACCCAACCUAUGAUAUCGAAAAGGUUUAUUACAGGGCAAUCGAGACUCGACUCCCAGAAUGAUAUAUACGUGGACAGCCCAGCCGCGCAAACCUACAACUUAGCAGGCCGUGGCAGUCUGGGUCACUGACGUCGUCGAGUUCGACGCCUCCGUCGUGGGCGUGGUAGCGGCCGGGGUGGCGGCGGGGGCCUCCGUCGCAGCGGACACCGUGGCGCUCUCCGUCGUGGCGCUCUCCGUGGCGGGGGCAGCCGUCGUGGCGGCCGGAGCCUCCGUCGUCGUGGCCGUAGCGGCGCUCGAGGCAGUCGAGGUCGUCGACGUCGACGUAGAGGACAGCGACGAGCACUUGGUCGAGAAGCCGCUCGUCAGGUCCACCACGUUGAGCACCAGCCCGCUCGUCGGCACCGUCAGGUCGCAGUCAGGCGGGUUCAAGGCAGCCACCGACUCGAUCAGCGACUUGCAGUUGUCCGACGCGCACAUCUUCUCGUACUGCGCGUCGUCCGGCAGCGACGUCGAGUACAGCAGGCUGAAGCCAGACUCGUCCGCGCAGCCCUGGAACGAGCUCAGCGUCAGCACGCUCGCCAGCGACGAGUACGCGCUGGUCUGGUCGGUCGACGAGCACGUCUCGGCGACGGCGGAGCCCACGAAGGCGGCGGCGGCAACGGCGAGGAAGGUCUUCGUGUUCAUGGUACCUGCGUUGGCUGAAGAAAGCUGUGUGUCUG